GCAUCCCCUAUUACAGUAUGACUUAUUUGUUGAAAGAGCCUCAUUUUUAGUUCUCUCGUAUUCUUAGUUUCUUAGUAAAGAAAAAAGAAAAGAAAAGGAAAAAGAAAAAGAAGCCGAUAGGGACCCAUGCAACAGUUUUUGCUGUUGAUUGGGAAAGACUUAGAUUUGACUGCACAUAGACCGUUUUUGCUGCAAUUCUGCCAUAAUCUUUCUAUCUCUUCCAAAGCAGCUGUUUCUUCUUCCUUCAUCUAAUCUCAAUAACCUUACCUUGCUGCGUUCAUCACUUUUGCUUCAAUGUCAAUCCCAAGAAGGCCAAAGGAAGCUGUUCUGGGGUUACAGAAACGAAUGCAUCAGGCAAAGGAUCUCAUUAUCGGACCAAUAAAUGAAAGCAAGAAAAAAGAUCCACUCUUUUUAAGCUUCGAAAACAUUGACAGACAGCUUAGAAUCUUGAAAUUCCAGUUCUCCGAUGUCAAGUUCUGGCAAGAUAGAGUCUCCGCCAAAUUCAAUGAAUUAGAACAUCAAAUAUAUAAAAUUCUCUCAAACGCUAAGAAUUUGUCCGACCACGGAGAUCCACUCUCCGGCGACCAAAAAAGUAACGUCGAUAACGAACUAGACGUUAUUGCUGAAAAAAUUGAAGUCCUAAGGAAAGCAUUGCAGCAGCUGGCGGUCGGAGAAACCAGUCGGGAGAGAUCAUCUCUAAAGGAGGACACCGGCGAUGGCGAAGACAUUGUUAAAGCUUCAGUUGCAGGUAGAAAAACGUCAAAAGAAUGGUUACAACUAACUGUGGAAGAGGAUAUUUUGACAAGCGAAACCAUGAAAAGUCUUAAAGUUACUUAUGAUAAUCUCGAUAGACUUGAUUUGAAGCUCUGCGCUCUCUGUUUCUCAAUUUUCCCGGAAAAUGCCACAAUUAAGAAACGACCAUUGAUAAACUGGUGGAUAAGCGAGGGAUUCGUUGCGAGUGAAGAGGUAGGCGAAGAUGUUUUUAAAAAAUUAAUAGAGUUUGGUUUAAUUAUACCAUAUCCUAAUGAUCUUAACAAACCAAUGACACUUGUGAAUGAAUGCACAGUUGAUCCAUGGAUAAAAUACAUGUUGAUCUCGUUAGCCAAACCAGCAGGUCUAUUUGAUUUUGACUCGAGAGGAAUACCGUCUGAUCUUAUCUCAAAAUCAAAACGGGCCUGUUUGGUUUCUGGGAAUCAAAAUUUUUCUGACCAUAAUAGUGGUCAUGAGGAUAAAUUGUUAGGUUUGUUCAAUGUAAGUGAGAAAUAUAUUGAUUUUAAGCCAGACUUGCUUCCAAAAUUGAAGAAAGUUGAGAUUCUUCAAUUGGGGGGAUGGCAGGCAUCGCCUAAAUCUCGCAUUGAAGGGGUAAAGCAUCAUAUUGAAGUGGUAAAUGAGGAAUUUUUGAUGGGUUUAGGUCUUCAAAACCAUUUGAAGUAUAUUAGUUUGCGAGGAAUUUCAAGAAUUACCAGCCUGCCUUCUUCCAUUUCUGAUCUUUUUAAUCUUGAAAUUCUUGAUCUUAAAGCUUGUCAUAAUUUAGAGACAUUGCCUUUUGAUAUAUCGAAACUAAGAAAACUCACUCAUCUUGAUGUAUCUGAUUGCCCUCUGUUAGAAAGAAUGCCUCAAGGGCUCGAUAAGCUUACUAAUCUUCAAGUGCUUAAGGGUUUUAUGAUUGGGGAUUUAGGAAAAACUCCUUGCAGAGUAGCUCAUCUAACUAAAAUGGUGAAACUUAGGCGUCUUAGUGUGUACAUUGGAGCUGAGGCUGUGGUGGAUAAAGGGGAGUUCAGUAAGUUGGAGAAUAUUACAAAUCUUCGCUGCUUGACAAUAUCAUGGGGAGUGAGAGAUCCAAAACGAGUAGCUCAAAUGACUGACUUGUCGUUUCCGGCGAAUUUGGAGAAACUUGAUCUUAGAGGCAUUCCAUGCUUGGUUGAUGUGGAUCCAAGAAGGCCGCUUGUUCAAUUGAAUUCUAGUAAAUUGAAAAAUUUGAAGAGGCUUUACAUACGAGGGGGAGAACUUCGUAGCUUGAAUUGUGAAAUGGAUUUUCUUUGGACAGUUGAAAUUUUGCAGCUCAAGUAUCUCAAGUAUUUCGAGAUAGAAACGAUAAAGCUGGCAGAUUUCCCUCAUCUGAUUUAUUUGGAGGUCAAAUGUGAUGGAGAAGUUGAAUCAAAUGAAAACGGCAGGAAUUUUGUUUGGACAGGAAAGAAGCUCGAAGAAGAAAAGGUUCAGCACAAGAAGAAAGGUGAAUCCAAGAAGGAUGAUAAACACGAGGAGGAUUCUGGGUUAACAGAGAAUGACAAGUAUUUAGACAAGGCCAGAGGAAAAUCCAAGGUAGAAGACAAUUAUGAGGAGGAUAUGUUACCAAAGUUUGAUAUUGAAGAAGAGAAAGAUGAGGGCAAGGAGGGACCUGGGAACAACAUCAACCCCAUGAUCAAACAAGCCAGGUCUGAAGUAUAAAAGAAGAAAGAUGAACUCAAGAAGGAAGAUAAUGAAAAAAACAAUAUGUUGACAAAGACAAAUUGAAAUUGAAGAAGAAAAAGAUACUGGGAUAUAAUAACAAAGAAACAUGAGGGUAAGAAGGGAACAACAUGAACACAAUCAUUUUGCUAUUCAUAUUGCAUUAGGCCACUGCUAAUGUCUGUGUACAAUAGUGGUCUGAGGAACUAAAUGAUGUAUGAAUUUUUCUUACCCUGUUUAGUGAAGGAUGCUAUUUUGCUUAUGUA
Molecule: messenger RNA, 2714 nt
Organism: Jatropha curcas
Lineage: Eukaryota; Viridiplantae; Streptophyta; Magnoliopsida; Malpighiales; Euphorbiaceae
Biological process (GO): defense response to other organism
Source: RefSeq, a predicted model, not a curated record